UUCGAGUGAUUUUAUCGUGUUAUUUUGGACCUGCGUCACAUCCACCCGCGAGGUUUGCGAGAGCAGAAGAUUUAACGGCACAAUAUCCCUUUCCAUUUCUUUAAAGAGCCUGGAUCCCAACAGCUUUUCCCGGCGGUCUCGGACAGCCUGCUGUGAGUCAUGAUUUACUUGCAGUACGCACCGUGCCCUUGAUGUAGCGUUGGCGUGGCACUGAGCAGGGAUGAGAAUUUACUGGAAAAGGAGCUUCACUGCGGCAGCGCUUUUCUUCACCAUCGCCACCUUCUACCUCACCGUCAUCCAUGAGACAAAGAGGAGUGAUGCGCAGUUGUUGGCCAGGGCGAUUGUCUUGCAGCAACUGGAUUCUCCCCGGAGCCUGCAGGUGUUCCAGGACCUCCAGAAUGACUCAUUGCCGUUCAGUGUGCCCUACCAUAUACUGGCAGGCUCUCCUACACCGAACCAGAAAUUCCUCACCGUGGGUCUGUGCUCCAUAAAGAGGAAGCGGGGGAGUUACCUGCUGGACACACUGAAGUCCAUCUUCUCGCAGUCGUCCGAGGAGGAGCUCAGGGACAUGGUGGUGGUGGUCUUCCUGGCAGACUUCGACACGGGCUGGAACGAGCGCACGGCGCGCGAAAUCGCCGACCGCUUCUCCGUCCCCAUCCUGAAAGGCCAGCUCCUGGUCGUCCACGCGCCCCAAAGCUACUAUCCUCCCCUGGAAGGGCUCAAGAGGAACUUCAACGACAGCGCUGCCCGUGUCCACUUCCGCUCCAAGCAGAACGUGGACUACGCCUUCCUGUUCGGCUUCAGCGCCAACCUGUCCAGCUACUACAUCAUGCUGGAGGAUGAUGUCACUUGUGCCAAGGGCUUCCUCACUGGCAUUCGCAAGUUUAUCCGUUCCCAGGGCCAGGCCUACUGGGUGACCCUGGAAUUCUCUAAGCUGGGUUAUAUCGGCAAGCUGUACCACUCCAAGGAUUUGCCCCAGCUGGCCAGGUUCCUCUUCCUGUUCUACCAGGAAAUGCCCUGUGAUUGGCUGCUGAACCAUUUCAACAUGCUCCUCACCCAGAAGGACACCAUCCGGUCCAAACCCUCGCUGUUCCAGCACGUGGGCCUGUAUUCGUCCUUCGGCGGCACCCUGAACCGGCUGAAGGACGAUGAGUUUGAGGAGUAUCCUGGUAUCCUCGCAGACAACCCGCCUGCCAACAUCUGGACAGACAUUAGUCAGUUUGAGAAGUACACUGCAGACAAGGCCUACAGCAACAGGGCUGGCUACUUCUGGGGGAAAACCCCUGCCGUGGGGAACCAUUUCACUGUUGUGCUUCACAAUCCAGCCGUCUUCACGCGCGUCGUAAUCGUAACCGGGUCCAAGGACAGGAGAAAAGACAUCCUGGAAUCUGCUGAGGUGGCAGUGGGCCAGAAUCUGGUGAAAACGCGUAAAGGGCCGACAUGUUCAGAGUUUAUAAAACUAGGCCACUUAGUCAAGGGCCAGUUCGACAGGAAGAACAUUGAGAAAGAAAUCGGCACGUCUCUCUCUUGUCUCAGAAUCAAAGUGACAAAUAAACAGCAAGAGUGGGUUGUCAUUCAAGACAUAAACAUUUGGAUCAAGGAUAAAAAUUAAUAGUCGGGAGUCACUAGGGUAAAAUGGCCAGGCCUAUUAGGAGUUUGCCAAAUGAAGAUGCAGUGGUAAAAUGUAGUUGACUUCGUCUUUUGGGCCAGAUGACAAAAAUGGUAGCUGCCCCUAAGUUGCUCUUGACUUCAAUGCUUUUCCUGGAACAGGGGUUCCCAAACUGUGGGUUGGGACCCCAUAUUGGGACACCGGAUUUCAAGAUGGGGUCAGCGAAAUUUUUUUGAAAAAGAUAAAAUAAAAUUUUUGUCUCUUAAAAUAUGUGAAUGAAGGCCGCUACAUGUUUAACAUUACAACAAUCCAACUGUAAUAUAGCAAUGAGGUGCAGAUUGUGGUAUAUCUCCAGUAUAGUCAUGGUGAAAAGGGUGUUGCCGGGCACAAGAUGCGUGUCGGUGGGGCGUUGGGGUCAUAUAAGUUCAUUUGGGGUUUGAAACGUUUGGGAACGCCUGUCCUAGGACAUAUUCUUACUGUAUGCUGCUGCUGCUGUGGACCGUAUUUCUGUGGCUUUUCUGAACCAGAGCAGAAGUGCUGCAUUGCCCUCUGUCCAUGCAGCCUCAUGCCAGUGCUGUGAAGGAAAUUUAUUUUAUUGUGAUUGACUACUUGCAUUUUAUUUUUUACCCACAAUUAAAAUUGCGCUUGUACGAACUAAGCGAAUAUGCAGUAUGCACUAGUAAAAUAGAUUUUCACCUUUUAAACUACUACCUAUAUCACUGCAAAAAUCUUUAUGCAACUAUGCCUUUUCACAUAGUGCCCUAACCAGUUGAUAAGACUUUCCAUGAGAAGACUUCCUCAUUUAUUUGUAGUUAAUCAUUGUGUACUCCUGUACUUACCGUACUCAAGCAAGGGAUCGGAGUGUCACUGCAAAGUAACACAGUGAUCCAUAACUAUCCAUAUUAUCCAUGUAAAAUCCAGCUAUGACCAGCUUGAAAUUACCAGCUACCAGCUGUUUCAAAAUAUAACUUGAACUGGUCAAACCAUGUUGAGUAUGAACUGGUCAACCAGCUGCCUGCUGUUUCAAAACCUAGCUUGAGCGGUUUUCCUCAGCAGGGUAGGGAACCAAAGAUUUCACAGAGGAGCUGUAAGCUCCAGCCUCCUGGAACACCUAAGACUAGGCAGCACCACUGUACAGCCUGCUUGCCAGUUGCGGUGUUAUCAGUGUGCGCCAGGUCCAUUAUAAUGAUUGUAUUCAUAGAUCUUUGUGCUAGGUGAUUGAACCUUUCUUUUGAAAGUUGUUUGCAGCAUAAGAGUAAUAAGAGUAGAGAGGGCCCUGAAGUCAUGACCUACAAGGAAAUGAACACACAGUGGAACGAGGGAGUCUUUAGGGCUUGUUCAAAAAGGUUACCUCAGGGCCUGUCAAAAUGUUUUGGCUGUAGGAAAAUAACAUGGAAAUGUCUCAUGCCGCCCUUGACAAGGCCGAGAAAUUGCAGUUGGUACGCAUUCCAAACCUACAGUGUAGCUUUAGUUGCCUUACACAUUUGAGAGAAUAUUGAAUGUGGAAUAUUUACACAUGAGCAGUUGGUUGAGUUGACGUCGGAAGAGUGCAGUCUGUUUUAUAAUUUUUAUUUAUAUAAUGGCCUUACCAAGAGUGGUGAUCAGAAUGUAAAUACUUGGGGUGUAACGAUGGAUCGAUCCACAUCAAUGUGUCUGUUCAAAGUGAAAUUAUCCAAUCCAGUCAACACAUGAACACUCAUACGUAUCAUGAUGAAUCAUGGCAAGAUAUGCUUAUGCAUGCUUACGUUACAGAAUUGUGCAAUGUUUUCUUCCCGGCAGACCAGAGCGAACCGGAAUGCAUUGGUGUUAGCAGGAGAUCGCUUAACUAGCUAAACAGCAACACGAGUAACGUGAGUUAAAUGGCUAAAUGACUUGUGUGGUUAGUGACUACAAAAGCCGAUGUUUUACAAAUCUUAUUAGACUACGGUUUUCUUCGUUCAUUGCUGUCAGAUGGAGCAAGAAAUGAAAUCCUGCAUAGUAUGCCUAUAAAUGGCUGCAACACUGCCAACAUCAUUGUUUUCAUUUCGACCUCCUCCUCAUCAUUCGCGCUACUGCUGGUUUUCCUUCUGUUAGAUGUGACGUAAAGACAUUUUUCACUCAACUUCAUUUUGCUUCUAUGUAUACAUUGUAACAGGAUUGUGUUUGCUGGAUCAUACUGUAUGUAUCGAUUGUGUCUUACUAUAUCAGAAUGUUUUGAAUAUCUUGUGGGAUUUUGGCCAAUAUGAACCGUUGCCUCUAGAAUGGAAGCCUGGGGUUUGUACCCCAAGUAAAUGCAAUCAAUUAUGUGCAUGUUGUGCCCUUGAGAGAUGCUAUGUAAACUAUGGUUGACUGGAUUGUGUUAAUAUAAAUUUAAUAUGCAGUAGAAAGGAUUUCAUGAAUGAUGUUGUUGGCUGAAAUUAAGUAAUAAUACAGUAAUAAUUGUGAAGGUUUCAUUUUAAAACAAUAUAAUGUACAUCCCAGAUUAAUUCUGAAGGAUCCAUUAACUUCUGGCCUCUAGGGUGAACUUGUAUACUGCCCCAGUUAUCUUUGAAGGGGUUGUGCCUUAACAAAAUAUUUUGGUACUUGUGUACUGGCUGCAUGAAAUAUCUUCAUCUUCACUUAUAUUUACUCAAUAUCAGUCAAUUGCCAUGAUGUUGGGAUUUUCUACCCACCACUGUGCCUACUGAUGAGCCAUAUUGCAACCUGGCUUGUUCUAUACUGCACCUUCCAGUAUUUCUAGACUUUGAGUGUACAGUGCACAAGUUUAUUAAUUUAAAUGUACAAAUGGAUUAAUUUAAAUAUUUGAAAUCAUGAUUGUGGGUGUGUGCCGCAUAAGUUAUACAUUUCAGUUAUACGUUUUAUUUUGUCACAGGAAAGAUGAAAAUGAUAUUUUCCUGGAUGUUACUCAGGCUGCAAGCUGUCUUCAAGACAAUAAUGUUUAGAUUUGAACUGACCAAAAGAUUAUUUGGUUCAAAUAUGAGAAUAUAUAUGAUAUUUAUUUGCCAAAUUGAAGUUUACAUGAUUUUAUGAUUCUGAGUUUGGCUACCAGAUAUCAAAGAUGUGCAAAUCUGGUGAAUAUGUAAAAGUUGCAUUAUAGCAUGUGUUGUCAGGAAAUAAAGUCAGGCAAAAACAAUGUAUUUAAAGUGAGAAAGCAUGCUGUAUUUUUACUCCAAAAUAUGUUUCUGCCAAAGACAACUGCAAUUUGAAAGUGACAUGAUUGUAUUCCUUUAUUUAUAAAUGGAAAUGCAUUUGUUUGUGUUUAUGAAAUGAAUGUGUCCAAGCUUACAGUGAAAAUAAAUUCUCAAUGAAAUAUUA
Molecule: messenger RNA, 4903 nt
Organism: Conger conger (European conger)
Lineage: Eukaryota; Metazoa; Chordata; Actinopteri; Anguilliformes; Congridae
Product: alpha-1,6-mannosyl-glycoprotein 4-beta-N-acetylglucosaminyltransferase-like
Exons: 4
Coding region: 221-1612 (463 amino acids)
Biological process (GO): protein N-linked glycosylation
Molecular function (GO): acetylglucosaminyltransferase activity
Source: RefSeq, a predicted model, not a curated record